Bactrocera dorsalis (oriental fruit fly) is the source of this 5593-nucleotide messenger RNA. RefSeq names its product Down syndrome cell adhesion molecule-like protein Dscam2. Gene Ontology annotation, cellular component: axon; plasma membrane. NCBI's taxonomy places the organism in Eukaryota, Metazoa, Arthropoda, Insecta, Diptera, Tephritidae. The transcript is spliced from 19 exons. Bases 70 to 4305 code for a protein of 1411 amino acids. Gene Ontology annotation, biological process: axon guidance; cell-cell adhesion. The record is from RefSeq and is a predicted model, not a curated record. Gene Ontology annotation, molecular function: protein binding.
CCUUUAUAAUAUUGCAGAGUAUCACAUAGUGCUAAGGUGAAUAUCUACGGGCUUCCAUUUAUUCGAGAAAUGCCUAAAAUAACUGGUAUCUCAGGCUCAGAUUUAACUGUGACGUGCCCUGUAGCAGGCUAUCCAAUAGAUAAAAUUCAUUGGGAGCGUGAUGGUCAAACACUGCCUAUAAAUCGCAGGCAGCGCGCAUACAAUAACGGUACUCUAAUAAUAGAGCAACUGCAGCGACUCGAGGAUGCUGGAACUUACACAUGCAUGGCUCAAAAUAAACAGAAGCAAACGUCGCGCCGUAACGUGGAAAUACAAGUUCUUGUUCCCCCAAAAAUAAUGCCAAUUCAGGCAAUGACGAAUAUGUUGCGUGAAGGCAUGAGGGCCGCGAUUUCCUGUCAGAUACUGGAAGGAGAUUUGCCAGUGAGUUUUCGUUGGGAACGUAAUGGAAAACCAUUAAUAGGAACAGGAAAUGAGGUAUUCCGUCGAUUAGAUGAAUACUCUGCCAGUUUAGUGAUAGAACAUAUUACCUCGGAACACUCGGGCAACUAUACAUGUAUUGCCAGUAAUAUUGCCGGUUUGGAACGCUUCACUGUACCGCUUACAGUUAAUGUCCCUCCAAAGUGGAUAUUGGAACCAAAAGACUCCAGCGCGCAGGCUGGACAAGAUGUUUUACUACACUGUCAGUCUUCUGGAUAUCCAAAACCAACAAUUACAUGGAAAAAGGCAAUCGGUCCAACACCGGGAGAAUAUAAAGACUUUUUAUAUGAACCUACUGUACAACUCUUUCCAAAUGGCACGAUAUACUUUAAGAAGAUAAAUAAGGAGUCACAGGGGCACUUUCUCUGUGAGUCAAAAAACAACAUCGGCUCAGGUGUCAGCAAAGUCAUUUUUCUAAAAGUGAAUGUACCCGCUCACUUUCAAACCAAAACUAAGCAGAUUUCAGUGGCGAAAGGAAAGCAGGUGCACAUUCAAUGUAAUGUUCAGGGUGAUAAUCCUAUCGACAUCAAAUGGAAAAUGCACGCAACACAGCAGUAUUUAGAUGAGUCACUCGAUUCCAGGUAUACAAUUCGAGAUCAAAUAUUAGAUGACGGGAUGGUCUCUGAAUUGGGCAUUUCACAUACGUAUCGACAAGAUACUGGGAUUUAUAUAUGCCAAGCUAGCAAUGCAUUUGGUCAGGAUGAAAUGUCGAUUCAGUUAAUUGUACAGGAGGUUCCAGAGCAACCGAAAAAUUUGCGUAUUAACUCACAACAAUCACGCAGUCUGCAACUUACUUGGAGUCAGCCCUUUGCUGGAAACAGUCCAAUCGAAGGAUAUCAUAUAUACUAUAAACAAAUUUCUGAUAUUUGGCAAAAUGCAGAGCAUAUCGCGAUCACGGGUGGACAAACGGUUGUUAAUAUACAAAACUUACGUCCAGCUAAAGCUUACCACUUUCGGAUGACUUCUGAAAAUAAAUUGGGUGCGUCCGAGUAUUCAGAGGUCGUACAAGUAACCACACUGGAGGAAGUUCCUUCGGGACCACCGUUGAAUGUGCGCGCAGAAGCAAAGAGUUCGACUGAGAUAUCAGUCACUUGGGAUGCGCCAGAACGCGAUCAUUGGAAUGGAAUAUUGCUUGGCUACUAUGUUGGAUAUCAGAUGUCGUUGUCACCUGAAGACAAAGAGGUGAAUCCUACCCAAGGGUUUAGCUUUAAAACUGUGGAAGUGCGCUCACAUUUUGGAGGUGAAACUGUAUUGAGUAAUUUAAACAAAUAUACACAGUAUCAUGUUAUUGUACAAGCGUACACAAGUCAAGGUAGUGGGCCACCGAGCAGAGAGAUUGCCGUGCAAACAAUGGAAGAUGUGCCUUCUUCACCUCCAGAGAGUCCUCAAUGCGACGUGCUUGGAUCAACUUCAAUUUAUAUAACAUGGUCACCACCAGAUGUUGAUGGACAAAAUGGCAAGAUCAAAGGAUACAAAGUAUUUUUUAUAUCUGUUAAUGAAUUAUACGAAACGGAUCCCGAUGUUGUGAAGUCAACCAAUCAAUAUGUUACCAUAGAAAACUUACGCAAAUAUACCAACUAUACGGUUUGGGUACUCGCAUAUACCAAGAUUGGAGACGGUACAAAAACGAAGCCAUUUCACUGUCGCACACAUGAGGAUGUACCUUCGGCGCCCCAGGCCAUCAAAGCGAUUCCUGCAUCCAGCACUAAAAUCAUUAUUUCUUGGCUGCCACCGGAAUUUCCUAAUGGAGAUAUUACCGGUUACACUUUCUAUAUGUCCAUGUUGGAAGGGGGUCGUGAAGAAGGCACUCACAAGCGCAUACUUGGUCCCUUUGUUGAAAUGCACGAAACUCAACGCACACAAGAAUCCGCCACAUAUCAAUUCUGGUUAACAGCGUCUACGAAAAUUGGUGAGGGUGAGAAAACACAAGUUGUUACUGUGCCACCGAACAACAAAGUGCCCGCCCGCAUUGUAUCUUUUAGUCAACGUUUAAUAAGUCCCUGGAAAGAGCAUCUUGAAUUGCCUUGCCUCAAAGUUGGUUCACCAGCGCCCGUCACAAUUUGGCGGCAAGAUGGUCAUAAUAUGGAUACGAACUCACGCAAGGUUAUUGCGAAGAACGGCACUCUUUAUAUACGUGAAUGCCAGUCUAGCGACGCUGGUAAUUAUACGUGUAGUGUCGAGAAUACAUGGGGAAAGGAUGAGAUUAUCUAUAACAUUGUUAUAAAAGUACCACCAGAAGCACCCAACUUAACGGUGGUGAAUAGUUAUACAGAUAGUUUACAUCUUGAAUGGAUGGACAAUAGUCACGGUGGAAGCCCUAUUCUUGGUUAUGUAAUAAAUUAUAAGCGAGAAAAUGGUGAUUGGGAGGAAUUGCAAGUGGAUGCUAAAACAAACUCACAUUUAUUAACAAAUUUAUGGUGCGGGACGCGUUAUCAACUCUACAUAACUGCUUACAACAAAAUCGGUACAGGCUUGCCGUGUGACAUUGUGAAUUCUUACACGAAAGGAAAUCCACCAGUACAACCGAAACAUUCUCAAAUGAUCACGAACAAUUCGACCAGUGUCACAUGCUGGCUGGACUCAUGGGGCGAUGGCGGUUGUGGCAUUUUAUACUUCAUGAUUGAGUCGAGGGUGUUUGGGAGAUCCCAAUGGAAUGUUAUCUCAAAUCAUAUUCCUCCGACUGAACGCAUUUAUACGGUUAGUGAUUUAGUUCCUGGCACUAAAUAUCAACUAAAAGUUACAGCUCACAAUAAUGCUGGCUCUACAACAGCAGUGUACAAUUUUACAACACUCUCAUCACAAGGAGUUAUAUAUUCAACAGAUCACGCGAAUCCUGUAUCUCACAUGAGUGAUGGUCCCUUUUAUGCGAACUUUAAGGUGCUACUUCCUGUAUGUCUUUCAAUGUUUAUGCUAUUAGGUAUAAUAGCAGCGGUGCUACUUAUUCGUAAACGAAAAAUUGACAAUCAAGCGCGUUUGGCCUCUUCUUCAAUGUCCGAGUCGCCAUCUCUGGCCAAUUUGCAAAAUAAACAAAAUCGAGAUCAACAGUACUUAGCCGUGCGUUGCAACCCUGGUAGUGGACCUACACGUGGUUCGCAUUCAAACGACUCAGGUAGCUUUGGCAAAGCUGAAGGCAAUGAAUACAUAGAAGAUAUCUGUCCAUAUGCAACAUUCCAACUAAAUAAACAAACAUACAGCGAAAGCUCAUAUAGUGGUAAUGUAUACAGUGGACCGUACCACUCUGUGCGUGGCUCAUUUGUGUAUCACGAUGUAAAACCAGACAAUUAUCAUUCGAAAGAGCCGGAGUAUACAAAGGUGCGUCGGAAAGUUGGGCGUUUACGGGAUCCGCAUUCCGAAAGUCAAGAAUCGGACAAUCCAGGUUCAACAGAUUCCGAAGUUAGGAAAAUCCUAACUCUUCACAUACCAAUUACAGAAUAUGACACAUUAGGAUCCGAGUCCGACAACGACGUGUCUACCCGAGGAAUCAACUCUGCGAAGUAUCGUACUCAACGUGAUACUCAAGAUGAAACAUCUUCAUCGUCUGAGACAACACCGACAAGUUUAUCGAGGAAAUCGAAACCCCCAUUUGUAGCUCGUAAAAGCGGAAAAUCAGGUACAAGUGGUAAACGCCAUGUGCGCAGCUCCAGCGGUUAUUCAAGUCACAACGAAGAAACAACGUUUAGCAUAUCUAACUAUCCACAAACUUAUCAGGACCACAUAAAUCCACCAGCGCGUUUUUCCGACUCUAAUGAUAAAUCCAAGGCUCAAACUUCACCUCGGGUACGCGGCAAUCAGAAACUGCAAAGAGAAGCCUUUCAAAUUAAUGUGUAACAACAACGGACUAAAGCCGUGCUGAACUGCGAAACAGAACAGAAAGACGCAUAGUGAUCAUUGCCAAAUAUCUAUCAACUCGGAAUGUGAAUCUAUUUUACUUCUUGAGGUCACCUAAUAAAACGAAAUUCUAUUUUGUAAUUUUUUCUCGGUUUUUAGCGCAUAUUUCUCAAUUCCCGUUAUUAUAUAAUACUAGGAAAUUGAAUUUAAUUUAAGAAAUUACAAGAAAUAACAAAAUUUUUAUAAUUAUUUUUAAAAAUCUUCUGAACUAAUAUUACAGCCUAUAUAUCUUACAUAUACAAUAAAAAUAAUACCAAACACAUUGUACGAAAAUGGAUACGUUAAAUGUUUAAGUAAAAAUGCGACAGUGUAUAUAAUAACAUUAUAUAUACAAUAAGUCAUGAUAUUAUAAUUUUUGUUUUAGUUUUAAUCACAAGGAAAUCGAAUUACAUAAAUGAACAUAUAUAGUGUGAGUAAUAUAAAAAAAUUAUCUGUUAAACAAAUGUUUUCAUUCAAUCAACUUAUAGUGAAUAACUUUUUGUAUAAGUUUAAAUUCAUUAAAAAUGGAUAAAAAUAAAUAUAAAUCACAAAAAGACUUAUUUACACCAGCAACUUAACUAUAAAAAUAUAUAUAGCAUAACAUAGUUAUUAUAAUAUUUAUUACCGUUUAUUAUUCUUCAAUGUUUUUUACUAAGUAGAUAUUAUAAUUUUUUCUAUUAAAACUAUAGCAUAAGCAAAUAAGAUAAUAAUUAUUGUUAAAGUUGUGACUAUACAAACUUUCCGGAAGAGUUGCAAUAUAUACAUUGUUAUAAAUUGGGCCCUUACUUACCUAAACAUAUUUUUUUUGAAUACGCUUUUGAUCAGUUUUAAAAAUGAAUAAUGUUUUAGGCCCCUAUUAUGAGUUGCAUUUGAUCGGCGACUAUCGAUGGUGAAAAAGUGCUGAAAAUUUUAAUAUACUUUUUGCUGCAUACUUUUUGGAUUCCAGAUGCUGACUUUAAACGUUUUUUACUUUAGCAGGUCUAAGGUUGUGAGCACAGACUAUUUAUGGAAUUUUUAAUUUUAAUAAAUAUGAAAAAAUAGUAGCGGUUGGAUCAGAGAAUGCGCUCUUUUUUAUUGUUCAUUUUCUUCGUCUUUCAUUUUUGGUACAACGAUAAUUUCCACAGGUUUACCCAACUCAUUGUAGGAAUUUGCCAAACAAAAUCAUAAUGGGGGCCUUUGAAACACAUGUUCUUUUAUUCGUAGAAUUGAGAAACUUUAAUAAAAAAUUACUUAGAAAAUAUGUAAAUAA